AUGUUGCUGUUGUUGAAGUGGUUGAAGCUGUCUCAUGUGCUAAAGUUCGAGUAUCUUACGCAGCUUCUGCUGGACUGUAAUUACCUCCCGCUAGUCUUGAAGCUCUUUGCGCAUCAAGAUGUCCAGCAAGUGGUCGAGAGCAAAGCCGACCGCCUCGAGAACAGUUUUUUCAGUUUCUGUCACAUCAGGGCGGGAGGCUCUGACAGGACGGCCGAGGGGGAAAUCGACGAACCUGAGGUGCCUGAAGAACCGGAGGAGGAAGAAGAGAGCGAAGAUGACGCUGCCCCGCCGCCCAUAAAACGGCGACGCUCUCCCCUGGGACCAGCUGACCGAGAUGGGAACCCAGAACCGUCUGCAAAACCUGAGGGACAGCAGUCUGUUCGGCCGGAGGUGGACGAGCUCGGCUACCCUGUCAAUCCGUUACCCAAGGAGCCCAUCACAGAUUUCUCGCGCCGGAACUUCUUCACCCUUAUUAACUACUUGAGAAUAAUGCAGAAGAUCUGCAAGAACAAGGCGCACCGAAAUUUGUUGCUCGUGCAUUACAAGUCUUCGCAGUUGCUGCGCAAGAACCUCAAGGUGCCACAAGAGGAGUUACGUCUGUACACACUCAAACUUUUCAAGAACCAGGUGCCUUACUGCGGCCGCAAGUGGCGCCAGUCAAAUAUGCGAGUCAUCACCGCCGUGUACCUCCACUGUCGUCCGGAGCUGCGCGAUGAGUGGCUCGCGGGGAGCGACGUGGACGCCGAGGUCGAGGAAGCGCUGCCUCUGGAGCAGGCUUUGCGGAGUUUGACACAUUGGUUCAAUGUUCGGCGGUACCCGGACAAGAUGGCUAGUGAAGUCCGUGAUGCACUGAAGGAGGAACAGGACUUCUUCGUGCGCGAGCUCGACAAGGUGGAUUUCAGCUGGGGGGAAGUUGGUGAGAACGAGAGCGUGACAAGUGAGUGGGAAUAUGAUGCGCAUUGGGGCUGA
This is a messenger RNA of Phaeoacremonium minimum UCRPA7, 969 nucleotides long. RefSeq names its product putative required for hyphal anastomosis protein. Lineage: Eukaryota; Fungi; Ascomycota; Sordariomycetes; Togniniales; Togniniaceae. Gene Ontology annotation, cellular component: cytosol. The record is from RefSeq and is a predicted model, not a curated record. The transcript has 3 exons. Gene Ontology annotation, biological process: cytoskeleton organization. Bases 1 to 969 code for a protein of 322 amino acids.